AUGGCCUCCUCCAUCACCGGCCCGGUGCCGCUUCCGGACUCUCGCUUCGACCUCUCCACAUACUGGGGCCGUGUUAAGCACUGUGCUGAGAUUUCAGACCCUACAAUGCUUCUCAACACUUCGUCUGACAUUGAAAACGCUAAACGAGUUGUCUGGGACUAUAGAAACGGCGUCACCGGCAAGCUUACGCCUGACUUUUGGAAAUCCAAGAAGAUCUUGGACUCUGCUUUGCACCCUGACACUGGCGAGACCGUGUUCUUGCCGUUCAGAAUGAGUUCAUGUGUGCUUUCUAACUUGGUUGUCACGGCUGGUAUGCUUACGCCAGGCCUUGGAACUGCUGGAACUGUGUUUUGGCAGGUGGCCAACCAGUCUUUGAAUGUAGCUAUUAAUAUUUCGAACGCCAACAAGCUGCAUCCAUUGACGACGAAGCAGAUUGCUACUAAUUAUACUAUGGCUGUGACUGCUUCAUGUUCGGUUGCUUUGGGUCUCAAUGCCUUGGUUCCAAAGCUUAAGGGUCUUAAGCCUAACACCAAGAUGGUUUUGGGCCGUUUGGUUCCUUUCGCUGCUGUCGUUUCGGCCGGUAUUGCUAAUGUUUUCUUGAUGAGAAGUGAAGAAUUGAAGAAGGGUAUUUCCGUGUUCAACAAGGACGGCGAAGACUUGGGCACUUCCAAGAAGGCUGCCUUGUACGCUGUCGGUGAAACUGCUGCCAGCCGUGUCAUCAACGCUACACCAGUCAUGGCCAUUCCACCAUUGAUUUUGGUGAGACUACAGAAGACUAGAUUUCUCAAGGGUAAGUCCAAGUUGACUGAAACUGCCGUCAACAUUGGUCUUAUCUUUGUUACAGCGCUCGUGGCAUUGCCUCCUGCCCUUGCCAUCUUCCCUCAACGUGAGAUCAUCUCGCCAGAUAGAUUAGAAGAGAAAUUCCACAACUUGAAGGACAAGUCCGGAAACAAGAUCGAACAAGUGGAGUUCAAUAGAGGUAUCUAG
Molecule: messenger RNA, 987 nt
Organism: Candidozyma haemuli
Lineage: Eukaryota; Fungi; Ascomycota; Pichiomycetes; Serinales; Metschnikowiaceae
Exons: 1
Coding region: 1-987 (328 amino acids)
Biological process (GO): mitochondrial transmembrane transport; monoatomic ion transport
Cellular component (GO): mitochondrial inner membrane
Molecular function (GO): monoatomic ion transmembrane transporter activity
Source: RefSeq, a predicted model, not a curated record